Penicillium maclennaniae is the source of this 633-nucleotide messenger RNA. RefSeq lists its product as uncharacterized. Lineage: Eukaryota; Fungi; Ascomycota; Eurotiomycetes; Eurotiales; Aspergillaceae. The transcript has 3 exons. The coding region runs from base 1 to 633 and encodes 210 amino acids. Gene Ontology annotation, biological process: protein ubiquitination. Gene Ontology annotation, cellular component: cytoplasm. Gene Ontology annotation, molecular function: ubiquitin protein ligase activity. The record is from RefSeq and is a predicted model, not a curated record.
AUGUCAACCUACGAGAUCGAACACAACACCACCGACCCCUCGGCGGCUACUCAACCCCCACGUCGCCGUCGCCCUGACCUGUCCACCUUCUUCGCGACCCUCUCCGAGAUCACCCCAGCUCCCGACCACCGCCCGCAUGCCGUUCCAGUACCAGGCGAUGUCAGCGCAGCCUUCUAUUCGCUCGCCGAGGCAUUUGAAGUCAUGCGCCGCGAUGCAGCCGAUAUGCCAGAGCGAGAGGGUGAGCAAGGCGGCCAGAAUACAGAGGACUUGUUGACUCGGAUGAUCCAAACCCUGCUCAGUGACGCAGACAUGCCACCAAGAGAAGUGGAAGGUGUCAGCGAGGAAUUUUGUGAUACACUCGAGCGCGUCCCCAAAUCAGCUCUCAACUCUUCCCAAGUUUGUCCGAUCUGCAACAAUCCCUUUUUGGAAGAUGAAUACCCGUUAGUCGUUCAGCUACCUUGCCAUCCGACCCAUUUGUUCGAUCUUGAAUGUGUGAAGCCUUGGCUCCGUCUGCGUGGCACUUGCCCGAUGGACCGGUUUGACUUCGCGAAGCAACAGCGCGAGAAGAAGGAGGCUUUGAAGAAGCUUGCGGAAGAUGAUGAAGAGGAGGAAUGGGAUGGCAUGUACGGUUGA